This is a messenger RNA of Eutrema salsugineum, 4041 nucleotides long. RefSeq lists its product as uncharacterized. The record is from RefSeq and is a predicted model, not a curated record. The transcript has 8 exons. Bases 192 to 3923 code for a protein of 1243 amino acids. NCBI's taxonomy places the organism in Eukaryota, Viridiplantae, Streptophyta, Magnoliopsida, Brassicales, Brassicaceae.
CCCCAGUAUCCAAUUGUUGGCGGUCUUCCUCUACCUUCUUCUCAAACGCUGCAGUCAGAUCUUCUGCUCACUGAAAUUAGGGUUUUAAGGUUUUUGAAAUUAGGUUCUCUCAUCGCUCCGUCUCAGUUUAAUGGCGAGGAAUUUUCCAUAUAUGUGAGAGUUCGUUCUAGAAUCGGAGGAUUUCUACCGCAAUGGCGGCCAAUGCUCCACCUGAGGUUUCUCCAGGGAACCCUUGUUGCCUCGCGUGGCAAGGGAAGUACAUAACUAUGAAGAGGAGGCGUGAUUGUUGUAAGGAAGCACGAGAUAUUCUCCAGAAGGCCAUGGCAGCCACUAUUGAUGAGAAAGCCAAUCUCGAGAAAAAACUUAGGGAAAUGACGGAUAACAGGGAUACUAAGGAAAAUGAUUCAGCGGUAAAAGCAUCUUUGGAGAAGGAAAUCUCUGAUUUGAAGUCUGAGUUAUUGUCUUUGCAACAAAGGUUAGAGCAAAACCUUAAAGAAAAAAGUGAAGAAAUCAAAAUUCUUCAGGAUCAAGCUUCUAGCAGAGAAAAGAAGUUCAAUGAACUGAAGGACCUCCUUAAGGAAGAAACAUUAAGGGCAGAUAAUUCUGAAGAAGAGAGGGAAAAGGUUUGUAAAGAAUUGAACAAGACGAAGGCUCUGAUAGUUAAAAAUGAGGAUAUCAAGCCAGACGAUCUUGUAGCGAAACAGGAAAUUAGUGUGGUUAAAAAUCUUCUUGCUAGCGAGAGGCAGAAGACGGAGUUAGAGAGGAAGAAAGCAGAAUCAGAGAGAAAGAAAGCUGAUCAAUAUCUUUCCGAGUUGGUGGUUUUAAGAACUACCGCUCAUAAGACUAGUUCGGAUUUGCUAACCGAGAGGCAGAAGACAGAGUCAGAGAGGAAGAAAGCAGAAUCAGAGAGAAAGAAAGCUGAUCAGUAUCUUUCCGAGUUAGAGGUUCUAAGAACUACCGCUACUAAGACUAGUUCGGAUUUGCUUACUUUGACCUCCAAUCUUGAGACUGUAAAAAAGCAGCUUGAGUUUGAAAAACAAAAGACACUGAAAGAAAGAAAACGUGCAGAUAUGGAGAGUGCAAAGGCUAGGGAACAGAUGUAUGAGCUUUCCACCAAAACUUGCUCUGUUUCACCUCAGAAAGUCAGAGAUAUAGAAAAGGCUAAAGUGAGGCUUUUGAAAAAAGAGAUUAAGUUUGAGAGGAAGUGUGCAAAACACUCUAAAAAAGUGGCUGAGUUUGAAAAAUUUCGAAGGGAAAUUCAGGCCGAAGAGCUGGGUCGGUUAAAACUCGAGUUCGGUAGUCUUACACAUCGGAUGAAUCUACUGGAUGGGUUUUCAAGAGACUGUGAAGGUAGAGCUGGUCUUGCCAAGGCGGAGGGCCGCAUGAAACCGCAGAUGCCACAAUCCCAGAAGAACCGUAAUGGUGAAAAGCAUUCUGACGCAAGAUGCCAGUUGGUAGCAAGCUCUGGUUCUCAGGAGCAGGCUCGCAAGCUUUCUGCUCAGUUAAUUGCUAAAUCCAGACAUGGCGUGAGUGAGUCUGUCUCAGGUACUAUUUCUCAAUUGGAGUCUCCUACUGGAGGCUCUAGAAAAUCGCAGACUUCUGGAGUUAUUUCCAGCGAGACAUCUUUUUCUGAUAGGCUGGCCUCACAGGGAAGAGAGCAGUUCUCUAUUACUACUUCAACGGAAAUAGCAAAAGAUAAACCGAAUAUCCAACCAACAAAAUCAAGUGUGUUUCGGAUAACCGAUAUCAGGAAAAAUGGGAAUCAUUGUUUGGUAGCUGAAAACUGUCCUCAAAAGCGUCAGAGAGAUAGUCAUGAGGUAGUUAACGAGCUCUCGCGAAAAAGAAAAAGAGUGUCAGUGGCAGUUGAGUCCCGUAAGCAUCUGUCAUCUGAUGAUAAAAAGAAAAAUUUACAGAAUGUAGAGAAGCUGGGCACCUUGCACUCCAUGGUAGUCGAAACUGGAUAUAGGCCUUUAGAAGAGGAUGAAACCUUGGUCCCGGAUAUAGUAGGUGGUUCCUCUGCAAAUUGCAGUACAAUCGCCAAGAAAAGAAGUGUGUCUUGUGAGAAGAAGGAAAUUACGCAGAAUUCUCUUGAGUUUAACCGUUCAGCCAAGACUCGAGGUAAUAAGGCUGGAGGUACACAGGUCACUGGAAAAACUAUGUGCCAGUCUACUGCUAAAGGACAUGAUGCGGCAACAUUAUUUCUGGGGGACGUUGUUGCUACAGAUUAUAUGAAGUUGCUGGACUUGGAUAAACCGGAAGAAGAAAGUUAUUACAGGAUGGCAAGAGAAUCGCUUCUGUCCCCGGAUCUUCCUCAGGUAGACCUUUUGGGUGGUGAGAUCGUGAAUGAGGACAAAAAUCCUGCUGACUUGGUUGCUAGUAAUAUCGUGGAUUUAUGUGACACCAUAAAUUCUAGUGAAGCGUCUAGUCUCAACAUUUGGAAUGCUUCAGUGACAGUCAAAACUCCCCCUGAAUCAUCAACGUUGCAUGGUCAUAAUCUUAAAUACUUUGUGGUGUUUUCAUAUAUUGAAGACCAGAAUAGUAUCAUCAAAAUUUUCCAUGCUGCAAACAAUUGUGUUCAGCGAUGCCCAUCAGUUACUACAGUACAGUGGGUAGUGCCCGCUAUUCUGUUCUCUUUGAAAAUGGAAGAAAACCUUUUAGCCCAGGAAAGGGUAUGUGUGUUCCUCACCUUGCUGCUACAUAACUUUUCUGUGGUUUCCUCGAUGAAAAUUGGGAACACUCUGAAUGAUGAUUCUUGCUCCUGCUUGGAUUCUUUCUCAAAGCAUAUAUAUGAUGUUACGGCUAAUAUUGAAGCUAGAGGUAUUCUCUCGGAACUUUUGGAAGAACUCUUUAAUCUUCUUCAGGACCUCCUUUCCGAGCAGAGGGUAUUAUAUUGCGUUACAUCCUCAGAAACAUCUGAAUCUGAUAUAAGCAUCCCUGUCACCCUGAAUGGAGGAAAUGUAGCUCUCCUCAGCAGAAUCGCUCUAACAGAUCAUUUGGUGGCUGGAAGUGCCAUCUUGGCGGCAAUGUGUACUGCACUGGAUCGUGUUAAAUUUAUCCGUGAAGCUUCCUUUGAAAUCCUGCACAAGCGCAGUCAUGAGAAGACCUCAAUGUCACUGACCAUUCUUCACGUUUUUGCUUACAUUGCUGGCGAGAAAAUGAUGUCCUCCAGUGAGCAUGCCAUAUCAAUUUCAGUGUUGAAAUCUAUUGUUAUGUUUCUAGAGAACAGACAUUUUGGUACUGCGGAGGGAGAUGCGAAGUUUCACCCGGGCCAGAACAAGUGUCAAUUCUCAGACAGGUCUUCCUCGCUGGAAGCUAUGGCAUCUAUGCUCAUGGAAAUUAUUCAGGAGUUUACUCAGUAUGAUAAGUUGCAUCAGAGCUUGACCGAGAAGAGCGAGUUUAGGCCGGCACACAAAGAUUUCCAGUGCGUAUUGGCCAGGGAUCAAAGUGUUACUUUAUGUGACAUUCUGUCAUUGGUGGAGCUUAUUGCUUGUUACAUGGAAUGGAAUUGGACUAGUGCGAACAUUGUUGCUCCACUGCUUAAGAUGCUGGGAAUGCCAUUGCCAAUGAACCUUUCUGUUUCAAUCGUCUCUCUUCUAGGGCAACUUAGCAGUAUUGGAGUGGAUGCAGGUGGCUAUGAAAAUGAAGGAAUCUCAAAUUUGAGAGAGAAGCUGUCAGCAUUUCUGCAGUGUGAGACGACACUAAAAGCCGGUUUUGCAGUCCAGAUAGCAACUGUGAGCUCCCUCUUGAAGACGCUUCAGCUGGAUUUCCCAAUAGCCUUCCAAGGCAAAACCAUCGUGCUUCCAGGUUGUGGUGACCAAAGCUUUUCUUCUUCAGCCAAUCUGGUUACCAAGUGGUUCUCAUUGUUGAGCGACGAACAACGAGUUUUUACAUCUGAUUUCUUACAAACCUCUGUUGUUAGAUGAUUCCGUUGUUCAUGAUGAGAAUCCUUGCUUUUCAGAUUCUCUAGCUGUUAUGGUUUGAUUGGAAUCCCCUGUUUUACUCUGGUUCUUGUGUAUUAAAUUAGAACUAUUAAAAGUUCAA